GUCAGUUUUCAAACGAUGUUUUCGUUCCUUGCGGCAAGGGGAUUUAAAUAGCAGGCAAAGGUUUUGGCCAAUAAGUUUAUUUUUAAUAACUUUUUGACUGCUGGAAGUUUAAAAAAAUGAAGCACAUAACAAAAUUGGACGAUUUGGGGAGUUUAAGGUCGAUGGCAGUACAGGAUUUGAAAGAAAAAGGAGUAAAAGUGCCAAAACUUCGAAAACGAAGAUGCCCUUCAAGUCAAAGUGGGCAAACACAGGACAAAGGGGAUAGAUACGUGUUUGGAAACAAUCUCUUUAGUAUGCCUGGAAUAUUUAUAGAAGACUGUGGAUUUGUACCUAAGUUCCUUGUAGAUGCCUUUACUGUGGUGAAAAACCACAUUGACACAGUUGGCAUAUUUAGGAAAACUGGAUCUGUUGCAAGACAGAAAGAAUUGAAACACAAUUUAGAUAAUGGAGGAGACCUAGACGUAGAGUCAUCAAAUGUGUUUGAUGUGACAAGUCUGAUAAAGCAGUUUUUCCGAGAGCUCCCAGAUUCUCUGUUAACAACAAGACUGCAUGACGUCUUCAUCAAAUGCCACCAGCUGCAGGAGUCUGACUCAAGGCUUAAACACAUCCAACUGAUGUGCUUGUUGCUUCCACUCGAAAAUCUAAGCACUCUGAAGUUCACGAUGCAGUGCUGUGCAGAAAUUGCCAGCCAUAGUGAGAACAACAAGAUGAACGUAUCAAAUCUAGCUGUUGUCUUAACACCAAACCUCAUCCAUACUAACAGCAAGUCAGAGAAAAUGACCCAAGUGGAAGGGCAGCUGUUGGCAGCACAGACGUCCAUCAUUGAGCUCCUGAUAGAACACAGUGCUGACAUAGGCAUGGUGGAUGAAAGUUUACAAGAGCGUUCCCACAUGAUGAGUACAUGUUUUGCCUCUGAGGAUGAAUUGGACCGAAGUUGUGAUGAGUCUGAAGAGCCCAAGUCCAAGAAAAAGAAGAGAAGAAGUGGCUCAUUGCAAGGUAUUGUGUCAGGCAUUAGCAACACAAUCUCUAAAUGGUCAAAACGUGGUGGCAUCAAGGGAGCAUCAAGCAAUCAAAGUUUGGUGUCUUCGUCCUCUGCUGACAUGGAGGACUCUUCUGUGGAUGUUGGUGAUGCUGCUGGCAUUUCUAUAGGGAUAAUGGACGCCACGCCUAUAGUGGUCAGGAAGCGAAAAGCCUCAGAUGAAGGGGUGCCAUUUUCUGCCACUAAAAGGAAAGCCAUUUUGCAGCAGAUGUCCAACUUUAACAAGACCCCUUUUACCCCAGCCUCAACAACAAAACCUAGGCUGCCAGUGAACCGUAAUGUUGUCCUGGGGACACCGUCUAUCAAUUUCACUGAGAGCAGCAAUUCCCCUAUUAGUUUCACUGCCACUCCUAAGAAGAAGCACACUAGACUUUUCAGUAGCCCAGGGAGUCUAUCAAGAAAAAAGAGAGCCUCGGGAGGAUCUCCAAAAGAUGGCAAGAAAAAGAAAGGGUUCUUUAGAAGAAUGAGUGGAGGAAAAUCCAGUCCAGAGGCUGCCAACUGUUCAGAUAUAGCCAUAGGGAGUAAGCUGGCAGGGACUGACCCAGAUGAUAUCCUCAGCUCCUCCAUCACCCAACACAACUCCUCCAUCCAAAGCACCACAUCCAGUAAAGAUGAAAAUGGCAAAUUGAAGAGAAGACCCAGCUGGUUCCGAAGGCACAAAAAGCACCCAAGUUCCCCUGCCAGAAUCUUGGGAAAUUCUGCUGCCAUUAAGAAGUCUUCACUUUCCUCCUUGAGUGGUGGAAAGAAGGAAGAAAAAGAGGACAGUGAUGAUGGAGGGUUCUUAAAAAAGAACAAUGAAGUCAUGGUGAUCAGAAAUCAAAAUGCUGACAUAGAUGUGGACCAGCUGGCUGAAAAUCUGAGGCAAGAUCUUCAGAGUCAAACUCCUGCCAAAGCCAACAUGCCAGAAAUUGAAAGAGGAAGGUUGGCUUCUCGUGAAGUGUCUACUUUGGGUGUUGAUGUUGGAAAACCCCGUGCACACAGGCGUGCAUGUUCUGCUGAUGCUAAAGGAGGCCUCAAACGUGGACGUCCCAACACCAUCACUAGUGGCCUACCCAACGCAACAACAGUGGUCUGUCGCAAACCAAGCAUCAAAAAUGUGAUUCCUCAGCGUCCAGCGGAUAUCAACCUCUCCCAGAAGCCCAAUUUCAUCAAGAAUGACCUGAACAGUAAGAAUAGCAACCUAUCACGUAAGCCUAGCAUCAACAAGGCAGAUAUUGGUUUGCCUAUUCCAGUGAAGGUCCCAAAGGUAGCAGAACCGAAGCGCAGACACACAGUCACUGUUGAUGUGGACAUUCAUCAGACCUUUGGUCACCUAAUAAAACCAGCUUCUGAUUUCUUUCAGAAGGGAAGUGAAAUAAGUGAAGUCAGGAAGUGCCCUGCGCCAGCUUCACAUGAAGGUGUAAUUGGCACAGAAGUUCCUAAGACAGAGAGGCCAACUAUCACACCCAGGAGCUCUGUGGUUUCCACAGUCCCAGCUAUAGAGCAGUCAACCCAUGUGACAAAUGUACCAGGCAACAUGCAAGUCUCCACCGUGAUGAGAAUGGAGCAUUCUUCACAUAUACAACAGAUGAUGCAACCCCCCAGACAGCAAGGUGAUACUGGACUCUGCAUGAAAGAAAAUUCCUGUAACCCACAGCAUCCACCUGUGAAGAGUCAUGAGCCAUUAAAUUCCAGACAAAAUACUCAUGAUUUGAAGAUGCUUGAGCAACACACCAACAAGGGACAGUCCCUACAUGUCAGACCCGAAAGUGAAAAAACACAGCAGAUCCCUGCUGCUGGUGGACACUUAAACAUACUAACCAAGGACCAGCAGCCAAGUGUUUCUCCUUUGCCCCAAUCUUCAAGGACACAUUUGGCUGGACAAAAUGCCACAGUUGACAGCAGUCUAAAUGAGACAGAUGGUGACCAGCCAAGCCACUGGUAUCUAGCCGAUGAGAGCACCAUUAUAAAUGUGAUGGACACUGCUAUGAUGGACAGCAUACGAUCCAGUGGAAGCUCUAGUUCUCUGACUUCUCAGCAGGGGGCAGCAUCAGUGUCUAACAUGGGCCCAGACCCUGCCCAGGGGACACAAAAUGCAAUGGAGGUAGAUGAAAAUGCUGAGCAAAUGGACACGGAGGAAGUGUGUAAUACUACUUUGCAGUCUGAGUCUGCGAAUAACACAGUUAUUGAGUGUGGAGAGAAACCUGUCAGUAAAGAAGAAACAAUUGAAGAACAACACAAUACUAUGGCAACUGUGAUGAAUUCUGACCACUCAGAUUAUAGCACAGAUGGAACAUUUGAAAAGGAUCAGGAAAAGAGGUCAGAGAAUGCAGAUGAGAAACAUGAGAAAGAAAACAUAGAGGAUGAAAAUCAAACCGAGAUUGUAGAAAACAAAGUUGAUGAAGAGAACGUGGAUGACAUAAAAGAAAAAGAAGACCAAGUGGAUGAAAAUAUGCAAUCACAACCAGCAAGUGAAGACACUGCCAAAAACCAUGAAGAAGACAAAAAUCAAGCCCUGGGCAAGCAUGAUAUUAAGACCUCCAGCAGUAUCUCCCCAACCACAGAAGACAAUUGUAAGAAAAGUGAUAGCCAUCAUAAGACCAAUGCAGAACCCAAGCUGCAGAUCUCUCUAGAUACUCACAAACUAUUGGAAAGAGCUGGGUUCAUGGCCCAUGAUACCAAAAAUGUGCCAGAGGACACACAGAAGACAGACUCUGCAGAUAAAUGCAUUGUCCAUGAGAGUGUCAUCAACCUUCAGCAAGCUGGAAAAGUAACUGCAAAUGUGCAGUUGUUCAGCAAAGCUAGUAAUGAUCCAGAUGAAGUGGAGAUCAUCAAGAGGCACACCUCGCCUUUGAGAUUUCCUAGAUCACAGAUGCGCAACAGAGCAUCUCCUGUUCGCAUUCCGACAAUAUUUGCCAAGCAGGACAGAGAGUCUGCAAGAUACAGACAAAUGGCUGGCAAUGUGUUGAGAGCUUCCCCUGUGAAGUCAGCACCCCGUGGAGUGCCCAAUCUUCCAAUAUCUACCAACUUGAUUCGAAAUCGAAGCGUGGAGAGAUCUCUUGCAAAGUUCACUGCAAGGUCUGUCGAUACCAGCAGCAACACCAGGGUCAUUCCAGGCAGUUCCACUUCUGCAGAACCAAGCAAGGCUGCAAGUGACCCUGUAGAAAAGCCAUUACCCCAGCCUGCUGGUUUGCUCAAGUGUCCCCCAGCUGUAACAGCUAUCAAUAUUCCCCAGGACUUACAGGAGACGAUUGAUGCAGUAUGCACACCAAAGAGCCAAAGGCGAUCAAGAAAUUCGACAGAUGCUGUGACACAAAGGUCUCCACUCAAAACGAUAAAUGGGCCCACAGACCAUAAAGAAGAGAAAAUCCCUCAAAAGACUGUUCCUCACACACCAAAGAUCAAGUCCUCUCUUUUGUCCGAGGACGUGGCGCAUCGCCUGUUGAUGAGGACACCUGGAUCUAUGACUCCUCGCAAUACUAUCACACCAAGGAUGAGGGCAGUGGUGGGUUCCAGUCAGAAGUGCAGAUCACCGGUGAAGCCAGUAAAAAGGCUGCAAGGAUCGCCAAAGUCUCCUCAUUCACCUAGGCAUGCCAGGUCACCCAAACGAUAUCCAUCAUCACCAUUGAAGCCAAGAAUUGUUGCUAAGAAGAGUGACCUGAGCCCAAUACCUGCAUAUUUGAAAGAUGAUGUUUUUUAAAAUGUAUGUAUAUAUGCUUUUUUUUUUUUUUUUUAGUGUUCUUUCUGGUUGUGAUGUAUGUGGAUGUGUUAUUCUUAAUUGACUGUUAAUUUGCAUGCAAUCAAUUCCCUUCCUAGAUAUAAAUGUUCUGACAAAGAAUUGAGUGAAAUGGCUUGCUUCCCACUAUCAUAUAGGGUUUAAGCUUUAUGUGGAAGCGCUAGCUUUAGAAAUGUCUUAUCUUUUAAACACUGAAUACUGCAAACUGUCAAAAUUGUCCAAAACUACUGAAGAUACCCACUUGGAGGCUUAAUUCCUUAAAGAUAUUUAGAUAUGAAGUUAACCAUUUUCUCAUUCACGUAUAAGUAUAGUUGAUAUUGCUUAGUUUAUUUUUUCUACCAUAAGUGUCCCAAAGAAUUAAAUUAAUAACCUAUUUUGUAAACUUCUAUGUUGUCACUUGUAUGUGAAUUUAGUUUAAAUUGAUUUCACGUUAUAGGAAUUGUGUAAAAGAAAUAAGUGACCUUAGAACACUUGUGUUAAUGUCUGAAGAAUAAGGCCAAUCUCAAUUAAAUUAUAGUUACAGUUUUUACUAAAAAAUUGCAUGACAUUUAUUGUGUAAAGUUUCCAUCCCUUGUAAAAAAAAAUUGCAGUAUUAUCAACAGAUUUUCUCUUGCAAUGUGCAAUAUGCAUCUUUUUGGCAUGCACAGGGUGUUCAUGAGAUGGAGUAUUUACAAGUCUAAUGCAAGUUUGCUGUAAAAUACAGUUUGAUAAGAACUUAGUAGUGAAGGUAUUCAUAAGAUAGAAGUUAGCUUUGGCACACGUCUCCAGGCUUGGCAUACCUUUAACAGCCAAUUUUGCUUUCUUUGUUGUAAGUGGUCUCUAGCACUUCUGGUCACAUUAAGUAUGGAUGAAAGUCGUGCAUUAAUGCAAUGGACAUUUUAAUUAUAUAAUUAUAAGGGCUUAUAUUUAGGAUUCAACGAAUUGGUUAAUUCAAAUAGAACAUGGAAGGUGGUAUAGAAACAGCCUGAUGUGAUAUAUUUCAAUGAGAACUGUAUGAUAUUAAAAUUUUGAUUUGUUUUACACUACUUAAAAACUAUCAGGAUAUAAAAUGUAACUUUAGUAAUCGCUGCAUAUUUGCCAAUAAUGUAAAGUGAAUUAGUAAAAUGGCUAAUAAAUUGAAAUGCUAACUAUAAACUGGUUAUAACUUUUUUUAAAAUCUGAGAAUGUUUAUGUGAAUAUU
Messenger RNA from Lingula anatina, 5934 nucleotides. RefSeq lists its product as uncharacterized. Gene Ontology annotation, biological process: signal transduction. NCBI's taxonomy places the organism in Eukaryota, Metazoa, Brachiopoda, Lingulata, Lingulida, Lingulidae. Gene Ontology annotation, molecular function: GTPase activator activity. The record is from RefSeq and is a predicted model, not a curated record.